AUGGCUCCAAUUCGACUGGCUCUCAUUGGGCUCUCUCAGUCCGCAAAGACGUCUUGGGCGAGGUAUAUGCCAUUCUAUCGGCCUCACCAUGCUCUGCCACAGCUGACUUUUGUUGCAGCGAAGGCCAUCUUCCAUACCUGCUAUCAGAGCGUGGCAGAGAACGCUACCAAAUCAAAGCGCUUCUCAACUCGAGUGUCGAAGCCGCACACCGUGCAAUCGAGUGCUACAACCUUUCUCCAGAAGUGAAAGCGUACGGAUCACCCCACGAGCUCGCCGCGGAUCCUGACAUUGAUCUGGUCGUCUGCACCACUCGUGUUGAUGUUCACUACGAUACCAUCAAGCCAAGCAUUGAAGCGGGCAAGGCUGCGUUCGUCGAGUGGCCUCUGGCUGAGAACGCGAUCCGAGCCAAGGAAUUGGCAGAUCUUGCGCGAAAGUCGGGUUCGCAGACUAUUGUCGGUUUGCAAGCUCGAGUGGCGCCAGCGAUCCUGAAACUCAAAGACAUCAUCCAGUCUGGAAAGUUUGGCAAGGUGCUGAGCAGUAAUGUGCACGCACAUGCCUCCUACCUCAAUCGGGACUCGAUGUCCGAGGGUUUGAGUUAUUUCCUGGACAAGAAAGUCGGCGGCAAUCCCAUAACGAUUGCAUUUGGACACAGUAAGACAUUCUUGUAUUCUUGCGGUUUUCCAGGAAAAAAUUACUGAUCACAGGACAGUGAUCGACUAUGUCCACUCAGUCCUAGGCGAGUUUCAAGCCAGCAACCAUCAUACCCAAAUCCAACGUCCACAACAGAGAAUCUACAACAAAGACACGGGCGCAGCCAGACCUUUCACCUCCGACGUCCCCGAUCUCCUCUCCCUCCACGGCACCCUGAAAUCUUCCCCUUACACCAUCGACGGCGCAAGUCUACUCGUCCACUAUCGAAGCGGCCCAUCCUUCCCAGGCACCAAACCUCUUCUCUGGACCAUCAACUGCGAAAAGGGCGAGCUACGAAUCUCUAGCGAUCGUACGCCUUCUCUGCAAGCGGAAGGAAGUGCCCAUCCCAUUCCGAUCGAGGUACAUGAUUUCGAAACGGAUGAGGUUAGCAGCAUAGAGUGGCAGUGGGAAGAUUGGCAGGUACCGCUCUUUCCUCGAGGAAGGAAUAUCGGAAAGUUGUAUGAUCUCUAUGCUGAGGGGAGAUUUGAUGCUUGUCCUGGGUUUGAGGAUGCUGUGGUGAGGCAUGAGCAAAUUGAUGGGAUGUUGUGGGUAAGGAAGUGAGAGGCAUCUCGGCUUCUGCUGCUUUGCCAAGCUGGCCACGGCCGCCGAGCAGCUGAGAUUCUGGCGGAGACCUCAGAUCUCAAAUGAUUCUUACGCUCGCAGUGGCGCGGUUGCUUUUCUGUCAGCUUCUAGGAAAGUCGAACAAUCGUCAUGUGGUUCCUUCUGUCAUCCUUACAAAUAUGUUUGUCUGUCCCCAGCGGUUCAUUCUGAAAACUCGACCUUGAUAGUGUUAGGAAGGCGAUUGCGCGAGAGUCACGAUGUAUCCUCUCUCGCGAAGCCAUGCCUCUCAUCGUAAACAUCUACAACAACUUCAAGUUUUGCAAAGUAAUGUUCUUCCCUCACCCUACCCUACCCCGGCAAGCCUGUUGAUCUGGUGGCCCGUGCGCGACGUGAAGUCAAAACUUCGAACUCAAUUUGUGAACAUCGCAUCAACAAUCUUCAGCACAUCAACAACCUGCACCGGGACAUGUCGGGCCACAAGAGUAAGGCGAGUUAUUGAGACAUCAUUUGGUCGAGCUUAUAUUCUGACUAGAGGGCGCAGAAGCGGAAGACUGAAGCCAGCAGCAACGACCGCGAUGGGGCUCCCGAUACAACAAAACCCUCCGCCGUCUUCAAGCCAACGGGUGGUCGGGACUUCACGUUGAGCAUUGCACUUCCGGGAAGUAUCAUUGCGAAGUAUGUCGAAGAUUCGACUUGACGUUUUCGUCUCCGUCUCGGUCUCCGCAGCGAGGUUCAAGUGCCGGAGGGAAAGGCUGACAAGUUUCACAGUGCCCUUACGCAUGACCAAAAGACUAGCCUGGCCGGUCAAAUUGCUCGGGCUUGUGCGGUAUUCUGCGUGGACGAAGUUGUCAUCUUUGAUGAUGGCCAAGCCCAAACUCGUGAGCCGGAGCGAGAUGGAUAUACUGCCUUUGCAGACCCCAACUUCUUCCUGUAUCAUGUCCUGACUUACCUGGAGACACCGCCGAAUCUGAGGAAGGCUUUGUUUCCCAUGCACCCGGAUCUACGGACUGCUGGCGCCCUUCCAUCUCUCGACAUGCCGCAUCAUAUCAGGAGCGACGAGUGGUGUCCGUUUCGAGAAGGUAUUACGACUGGCCCAGGAAAGACAGGCAGCUCGGCUAUUGUGGAUUGUGGUCUGCGGCAGAAGGUCGUGAUUCCGGUGGAGAUUGAAGCUAAUACACGAGUCACUCUCUCAUUGCCCACCGAUCUACCCAACAGUCAUGCCAGCACAAUACAUGGUGAAGCAGUGUCUCCGGAGACGCCUCGCGAGCAGGCGGGGUAUUACUGGGGUUACAACGUUCGGCAAGCCUCUUCCCUUGGAACCGUCUUCACCGAGUGUCCGUUUGAUGGCGGCUACGAUGUUAGUAUCGGAACGAGCGAGCGAGGAAAGCCAGUCAAUGCGAUCACCAACAGCCAAGAUCCGAGCUACGUGGAGCUGAACUGGAAACAUUUUUUGGUUGUCUUCGGAGGUGUAUCUGGACUCGAGGCCGCCCUUGCUGCCGACGAAGAGCUUCAAGCCGCGGGAGUGAGCAAGGCCGAGGAAUUAUUUGAUCGCUGGAUCAAUCUCGUCCCCGGACAAGGAAGCCGGACCAUCCGAACCGAAGAAGCCGUCUGGGUUGGAUUGACGGGAUUGAGGCCCUUGAUUGAGUCCAGAAGCGCCAAUUGA
Messenger RNA from Lecanosticta acicola, 2914 nucleotides. Lineage: Eukaryota; Fungi; Ascomycota; Dothideomycetes; Mycosphaerellales; Mycosphaerellaceae. The record is from the annotation of a GenBank genome assembly.